GGUGUCAUUGAAGACCAGAAGCAGAGAGGAAGGGUGAUGUUGUAAAACACAAGACUACAUGAUUAUUAUUAGUAUUAUUGUGUGUAAGCAGGACACGGUCAUGCAGCAUCUCUCUGCAAAGCUUUUAUUUUGCCAUUUUUUGUGUAUUUUCCUGAGGUCAUGUUGUAGACUGCCCGGUGAGGAUGCAGGUAAACACAUGAGCAAGGACAGAGACAUACAGUGAGAAAAAUGCAGCAUUCAUUCAUUCUACAGCACACAUGAGGAUGCUGGAGCCACGUGUGAGGUUGUCACCGAGCUCUGACCAGAUGUCAACAAUCCCAUGCUGCACUGCUCACAGAAUGGACUCCCAACGGUGAUGGCAAAGAGGAAUGGUCAGAGGAGCAAUGGGAGAAAUGGUUGACCCAUGACAUAGGCUUGGAUGGAUUUGAAGAUGAGGACCUGUCUGAAAUCACAGAAAUCAAGGAUCAAUUUGUACUGAGGUCCAGGUGUGACGACUCUGACAUCAGAAUGACAAAAGAUCUCGCUUAACAUGACACUUUAAACAACAACUCAUUUGUGAAGAAGUACAGCUGGCAGCAGAAAAUCUCCCAGACCUUGCUGCCCCUUAAAACAGGUGAGCUGGCUCCUUCUCGUGAACACGUGUCUGAGCGAUGAGGAGAAGCACCAGCCGGGACAGAGUCGGACUCAAAUGAAAGACUGCGGCACCUCGACCGACAAACCCAACAGUUGCCCCUCCAAACACACUCAAGCUCCUGCUCCAUCUUACAAAGCCAGAGACGUGCACAGAGAAGCGGGCCACUGCGAGCGCAUCCGUUAUCACACAGACGUCCGGCUUGAGCCUACAGAAGAGAUCUUUCUGACGCCCAUACAGCGCUGCACUGAGGCUCCAGAGCAGGAGAUAACACCAGCGCUCUCCCAAGUGAUCGCAGACAGCUCUGACAACGAGAGGGGUUUGUCGGGAACGCUGCAGACUUCCAUGAGCAACUCGGACGUGAGCGGACUUUCGUACGAUUCGGUCAAAUACACGCUGGUGGUGGACGAGCACGAUCAGCUGGAGCUCGUCAGCUUGAAAGAGUGUUAUCACGGAUACAGUGAUGACAGCGACUCGGCCACCGUCUACGAUAACUGUGUCUCCUCUCCAUACGAGGAUGAGGAGGAUGAAGACAGGGGAAGAAAACAAAGCAGGAUCAAACAGAGUCUGUCAGAGGACUCCACACCUGAAGCCGACAUGCAGUUUUCUCUGAAAUUUGUUAACGUUUUCAUGAACGGCUGCUCACGCUCUUCCAUUAAGUGUGCUUUUAUAUAUGUUAAGCAUUUAGAUUUAUGCAUUUAGCAGAUGAUUUUAUCCAAAGCGACUUA
Molecule: messenger RNA, 1359 nt
Organism: Carassius auratus (goldfish)
Lineage: Eukaryota; Metazoa; Chordata; Actinopteri; Cypriniformes; Cyprinidae
Product: C-Jun-amino-terminal kinase-interacting protein 1-like
Exons: 4
Coding region: 689-1333 (214 amino acids)
Biological process (GO): regulation of JNK cascade; JNK cascade
Cellular component (GO): cytoplasm
Molecular function (GO): JUN kinase binding; MAP kinase scaffold activity
Source: RefSeq, a predicted model, not a curated record